This is a messenger RNA of Colletotrichum scovillei, 1124 nucleotides long. RefSeq names its product NmrA family protein. The coding region runs from base 38 to 988 and encodes 316 amino acids. NCBI's taxonomy places the organism in Eukaryota, Fungi, Ascomycota, Sordariomycetes, Glomerellales, Glomerellaceae. The record is from RefSeq and is a predicted model, not a curated record. The transcript has 3 exons.
GGGUACGUUAGUUUUGGCAGAUGUAAACUCGUUUUCGAUGUGCUCAAGCUCUCUCUCUCUCUCUUCAUCACCAGCAAUUAUGAACGUCUUUGUCGUUCCGGCGUCCCCCAAGACUGGGCAGGCAACCAUUCGGUCUCUCCUCGAUCACCCUUCGCAGCCACACGUAACGGGUGUAUAUCGAGACCUGGGAAGAGUACCGGCUAAAUUCAAGGGCCAUCCUCGAUUUAGGGCUAUCAAGGGCGACGUUGCUGAUGUUUCGAGUCUCAAGUUCGCCGGGGCAGACGCCAUCGUAUCCAUCACGCCUCCGCAGUACUCCGAGUCCAAGCCGAUAACUAGAGCACGGGAGAUGGCAGCAAAUGUCAAGUUUGCUAUCAGCAGAGUCGGGUGUUCAGUAAAGCGUCUGGUAUAUGUGUCAAGUAUAGGGGCUCAUUUGGAGCAUGGGACUGGCGAGAUAAGAACGAACUACGAGGCAGAGCAAGCACUCAUCGGUGCCGCACCCGAAGUGGUCUUUGUUCGAUGCGCCUACUUCAUGGAGAAUUGGGCAUCCGUACUCAAGACAGUGAAUGAUGAUACACCACAUUUUUCUUCUGUGCUGUGUCCUAUAGACUAUGCAAUACCCAUGGUCUCGGUGAAAGACGUUGGUCGGACAUGCGCAAGGGAAGCUCUCGCAACAAGCUCGCCGAUGCGACAUAAUCCCUACAUCUUCAACUUAUACGGGCCAAAAUCAUAUUCAACAAAGGACGUGCACAGAGCGGUAGAAGAUCUAACAUUCAAGUACAACAAGGUCAAGGUCACUCUGGUGGAAGAUGAGCAGUUGGAGGACUUUUUUGCACAAUCAUAUCGGCCACCGACGGCUGAACUCUUCGUAGAGAUGACAAGGAGUCUCCUGCCCGGAGGAAUUGUAGCCGGGAAUAUGCGGGAGGGACAUUUGCUUCAGAGGGGGAGCGAGACUCUGCGCGAGGUGAUUGAAGACAUCCUCAAAGAAUAAAAAUGCGCAGAACACUGGCGACUCGAAUACCCAAGUGAUGACAAUUUUCGCCGCCAGCGAGAGGAGAGGAAAGCACAAGAAAAGAAAGAGAAGAUCAAGAUCAGCUUCGCAAGAGAAGAAAGGAAAAAGAGAGGCA